AUGGAGGCCUUGCGGAGCGUCUUGCAGGCGGCUAAAACCUCCGACGACGUGAACAAGUACCUCCUCGAGACUUUGCGUUUGGCUUCGCUCGAGGACUUGGUGUGCGUGGUUUCAGUUGCUGCUUACGAGACCGAGUUGAAAACAUUGGUCACCGAUCAGGUCCCGACGGCCAAGGAUGUCCCGAUUGAAUUGGCUCGUCUCAGGGCGGCCUGGAGGCGUGCUAAAGCAGAGCUGCUUAAGCUGGAAGAUAAGGCCAGGCGGGGAGCUACACCUUCGGACGAGCUCGAUGAGACUCUGGAGUCCGGUGUCCAGGAGGACCUCAUGGCGCGUUUCAGCAGAUGCUAUGGCCACCAAGUAUCUGUGCACCUGGCGCCCUCAGACACGGUCUUGGCGCGUGUUUACCGUGAGCUCACCCGCAAUUUGCCUACAGUCAUCCCUUUGACGAAGGUGCGCAGCCUCUUCCAGUCCCACAAGCCAUCAUCCGAACGUCGAAUUUCAUUGGGUGGCAAUGUUACCGUCAAGGUUGAUGAGCAAGAAUCAGCCCCAUUGCGUAAUGUCUUCGACUACUACCACGCCCUACGUGUGCUCGGGAAUGCCUACUCGAUUGCAGGGUCUACUGAGGUUCCGAGCCAAGCUGAUCCAGCCAAGUCGGUCAAGAUGUGUCCAUUUCAGGUUCAACUGGACUAUGCAGACUUUGUCCUCCGGAUGGCGAUGCAGUGGGAGGCACCUUUGUCAUGGGUUAGAGAGCGAGAUGAAUCUACGAGGGGCCGCAUGGUGGAGUUGAUGAGGCAAGGUUGGAGCCAAGGGGAGUCGCUGGCCAGGGCCAUGUCCGAGCAGGAGGUUCAGUGGUCGGUUACACCCCCGCCGGUCCCUCUGCAUAAGCGGGCGCCUCCAGAGGAUGGACAGCAGUCGACCUCCCCGCCGAGUAAGAAGCUCAAGACGGGUUCGCAUUACCAGGGGCGAGAGAUUUGCAAGCGCAAGAAUGAUCAGCGUGGAUGUUCAGACCCGUCUUGCACUAAAGAGCACAGGUGCGAUGUCCUCGUCAACGGUGAGGUCUGUGGUUCUACAAAGCACACCCGCAUGUCAUGCCCACACUUUCGCAAGUGA
Symbiodinium necroappetens is the source of this 1107-nucleotide messenger RNA. Lineage: Eukaryota; Dinophyceae; Suessiales; Symbiodiniaceae. The record is from the annotation of a GenBank genome assembly.